Molecule: messenger RNA, 1715 nt
Organism: Panicum hallii
Lineage: Eukaryota; Viridiplantae; Streptophyta; Magnoliopsida; Poales; Poaceae
Exons: 3
Coding region: 675-1460 (261 amino acids)
Source: RefSeq, a predicted model, not a curated record
ACAACACCAUCUUGCAGGUGAAGAUCGGCUUCAGUUCAGUUCAGAGAUAUCGUUUCAGGUCGCUGCCACGCUCUUCAGCCUUCACUGGCAUCAACCCACCCACUGACGGGCUCCUUUGCAUGACCCCGAUAAUGAAAUUUUCUAAUGGAGAAUUAGCGAUGAGAUGAUAGAUAUGAUCUGACAUGAGCAUGUCACCGGCCAGUUUGCUCCCUCGGCCUAGAAGAAGAGGUGCUUCAUCUAAGCCGUCCAAAGCCGGGGCGAGCGGCCCAGAUCUCGCCACCACGGAACGGGGGCAGAGCUGCGAGUGGUGUGAAUAAUAAACAAGAGAACACAACACUGGGGCAUUCUUCCUCUUCCUCCGCCCUUCUCCCUCCCUGCCUGUUCGGCUUCGACUUCGACCCCGCGACGCCUCUAGCAGCAAGUGGGGCGGCGGCCGGCGGCGAUAUGAACACCUCCCUGAUCACCGGUGCCGAUCUUCCGCGAAACCUCCCCAUCCUCGUGCUCUGCUAGACAGAGAUCCGCGCUCUCCUCGGGUUGAUGCUGAGUUUUGAGCUGGGCAAUAGGCAUAUUACCUGUUGGCUCUCUCCUUGUACAAGCUAUAUUAAGCAAACCUGUUGAAGAAGACAUUACAUUGAAUCAUUGACUAAUCAAGAGGUUUGUUUUGUGAGGGCACCAUGUGGAGUUUUGCAUCAAAUGCCAUAGCUGGAAGCUUAAAGAAAAAGGUGCAGCCCACAAAAUGCAGCACAUCCAAUCCAGACUGUUCUGAUGAUGAAGUUUCUUCAUGUACAAGCAGAGAGGAAGGCCUUGAUUGUCCAAUAUGCUGGGAAUCCUUCAACCUUGUGGAGAAUGUUCCCUAUGUCAUGUGGUGUGGCCACACAAUGUGCAAGAACUGUAUCCUUGGUCUUCACUGGGCUGUUGUCAAGUUUCCUUCCCUUCCUAUCCAGCUGCCACUGUUCAUCUCAUGCCCCUGGUGCAAUCUGUUGUCUUUCCGGCUGGUGUACAAAGGCAACCUCAGGUUCCCACGCAAGAACUACUUUCUGCUCUGGAUGGUUGAGAGCAUGAAUGGUGAGAGAGCAAAGUUCCAUUCCACUAAUCACAAUGAACAUCAUUCCUCAUGGCAUUCCAGUGCUGGCCCAAGUUCCAGUCAUCACCACCGAAGAAAUGCUGUUAUCCGAGCAGAGAGCUCUUCUGGUAGAGAUACAAACUUCAUCCGUAACAUUUUCCACACUGACAACAUCAGUGCGUCCCUCCAAAAGCUCAUGGUGUGCUUCAUGCAGCUGACAGCCAAGUUUCCACUUGUGAUAAUCUUCCUGCUGAUAGUCCUUUAUGCUGUCCCUGCAAGUGCCGCUGUUCUGGUCCUGUAUGUCCUUGUGACGUUUUUGUUUGCGCUGCCAUCGUUUUUGAUCCUCUACUUCGCUUAUCCCAGCUUGGACUGGCUUGUCAGAGAGAUCUUCGCUUAAUUUCGACAGCACAAUCAUAGAUCCCUGGUACAUGAUAUGUCAUAUAUGGUAUUCCAUGGCGACAUGCCUACGUGGACCCUGUAUAGUUUCUUCUGAUUUCAUGUCCUUUCUUUUCUGGCCUUCUGUGGCCCCUUAUUCUGAUGUAACUGUAUCUAUUUAUUAAAAAUGAUCGGCAACAUUUUUAUUUGUGGUUCUAGAUGUGUUUGUUCUGCUUGAACGUGUUCCAUGAAUUUUGAAUUGUCCUUUUCUCUGUAA